AUGGAAAGAAUAGUUAAUUUAAAUAACUAAAUACAAUAAAAUAAUACAACUAGUAAAGAAACACUUACAAUAAAAGACAAGAAAGGAAAUUAAUAUGAAGUAAAAAUUUACAAUAACUCUUAUAUUAAAGCAUCUGAUUUAGAAAAAGUAGGAACUAAAGAUGAAGGAGUUUUAAGAAGUUACGAUCCUGGUUACAUGAACACAAUUAAUUGUACAUCAAAAAUAUGUUAUAUUGAUGGUGAUAAUGGGAUAUUAGAAUAUCGUGGAUAUCCUAUCGAAUAAUUAGCUGAAAAAUCUACAUUUUUAGAAGUUGCAUUCUUACUAAUAUAUGGAGAAUUACCAACAGCAUCCUAAUAUUAAUUUUGGAAGCAAAAAAUAUAAAAACAUUCUUUUGUACAUUAAGAUGUAAAUGGAAUGAUGAAAAGCUUUAGAUAUGAUGCACAUCCAAUGGGUAUGCUAGUAUCUACAAUUGCUGCUACAUCAACUUUCCAUCCAAACGCUAAUCCAGCAUUAGCAGGAUAGAACAUAUAUGACGAUCCAAAAACGAGAAUAAGCAAAUCCAUAGAUUAAUUGGAAGCAUGA
Messenger RNA from Ichthyophthirius multifiliis, 582 nucleotides. RefSeq lists its product as hypothetical. Gene Ontology annotation, biological process: tricarboxylic acid cycle. The record is from RefSeq and is a predicted model, not a curated record. Lineage: Eukaryota; Ciliophora; Oligohymenophorea; Hymenostomatida. Gene Ontology annotation, molecular function: acyltransferase activity, acyl groups converted into alkyl on transfer. The transcript has 4 exons.